Messenger RNA from Psilocybe cubensis, 684 nucleotides. RefSeq lists its product as uncharacterized. The record is from RefSeq and is a predicted model, not a curated record. NCBI's taxonomy places the organism in Eukaryota, Fungi, Basidiomycota, Agaricomycetes, Agaricales, Agrocybaceae. The transcript has 4 exons. The coding region runs from base 1 to 684 and encodes 227 amino acids. Gene Ontology annotation, cellular component: cytoplasm.
AUGCCAGAAACCAUUACUCUCUAUACCGCAAAGACCGAGCUUGCUUUGAAGGAGUCAAAGUUGCCAUACAAACGCUAUGAGAUUGAUUUAAGCAACAAGCCGGAGUGGUAUGCUCCCAAAAUCAAUCCAGCGAGCAAAGUACCAGCGAUUGCCUACGGCGGGCCGGAUGUCGCUCCAGAAAACCCAUCGCCCGACUCUCAGAAGAUCGCAGAGUCCUAUGUUCUGCUGGAACUUUUCGCAGACCUUAGCACUGAAGUUCCCUUGCUGCCAAAGGACCCCAUACUGCGAGCAAAAGCCCGAUUCUUUGUUGAAACAGUGACGCCCAAGUUCUCUGGCGCAUACUAUGCUGCUCUCACCCGCGGAGAAGAUCCUGACCAAAUCCUCGGAGCCAUCGAGGUUAUCCAAAACCUCCUUCCCCCUGAGGGCUUUGCUGUGGGUGAAUGGAGUAUUGCAGAUGCUGCCGUGCUCCCUUUCUUUGCUCGAGCAGAAGUGACCAUCGGAAACGACAUCGGAAAAUUUGAGGAAGGGAAAGGAAAGGCUACGUGGGCCAAGAUUGAAAACGAUGAAAAGUAUGCUCGGUUCAAGAAGUACUUCAACGACCUUAAAAGCAGGGAUAGCUUCAAAGAGACCUUCCAUCCCGAAUAUGUCAAGGAAACAUUCGCUAAGCGCUUUGCACGGGCUUGA